Schizosaccharomyces japonicus yFS275 is the source of this 1757-nucleotide messenger RNA. RefSeq lists its product as hypothetical. Lineage: Eukaryota; Fungi; Ascomycota; Schizosaccharomycetes; Schizosaccharomycetales; Schizosaccharomycetaceae. The coding region runs from base 100 to 1515 and encodes 471 amino acids. The record is from RefSeq and is a predicted model, not a curated record. The transcript is spliced from 8 exons. Gene Ontology annotation, cellular component: membrane.
UGUUUCCGUUAAUGAAAUAAAGUACCACAGUUAUAAACGAAAGCGGCUCUUUAAUUUGCCUUCCACGCACCUCAUCCUGAUACGAGGGAAACAGAGAAUAUGCGUCUUUCCGGUAAUGAGAAACUGGCCGAAAAGGUCGCUUUAAGUGAACCGUUUUUGGAAGAUAAUUCCAAUGCCGGAAUGAGUCCAUCGGUAAAGCCAGAAGCGCUUGAAUUGCAAUCAUCAGUCGUGUUAGAGGAUACACCUUUGUCCCAUUCUAUGUCGUUCUCUCGGAAGGUGCUUCCUCACAUCUUGCACUUUCUGUUUUCCACUUAUGUUGGCUUUAACUGUACUGAUUUUCAAAAAGCUAAAGAUACUGCGUUCUCAUAUUCCGCUUCCGAAGUUGUUUUCCAUUUUGGAAACAGUACUUUUCUACUCGGAAUAGCCAUUGACGCCCUUGUUGCUGCAGCAGCAUUUGAAUGCAUGGGUUUCCGUCGGUCUUCUUUUGUGAGUGCUCUGUGUUUGAUCGUGUUUAAUCUACUCCAAUUCUUUUUCCAUCGCUUCGUUGUAUUCGCGGUUAUUUUCCAAUUACUUAGCGGAAUCUUCUCCGGACAACUCUUGUUUAACUGUGCUGCUUCGACGUUUGAGCUUCAUGCCACUGAGUUGAGUAUCGGAGGAACCGUGUUCUGGCUCGGAGGUUUUGUUGCUGGAUUCGGAGGUGGUUCUCUCUUUGGAAGCGCUAUUGGCGGAAAUAGUCGUCCUUUGAACUGGAUCUAUCUUCUUAAACUUGUUUGGAUGUUACUUGUUGCCGUUUUGCUUCCCAUGAGUUACGAAACCAGCAGCUCGUUCACGAGAUUCUCCGUCGCUUCUUCAGCCAAUAUUAACAAACUUAUUCAACGGGCUCGUCAUAAUCUGACCCAAGCUAAGUUUUUCUUUACCAACUGCAGAGAUUUUGAGAUUCUUACCAUUGGUUAUGUGCUCUUCUUUCCACUUUUGUGUCUUAUGCAAAUCGGCAUCCAAACAGCUAUGCUUCGUCUCUACAACAAAUCUCGCAUUUCUCCAAUGGCAGCUUGCUGCUUCCUUGCAAUAGGCGCAUUAUUCGCUUGGGCACUGUUUUUGCUUGACAGUGUGCAGGGACGCAUGUUUCACAAUCGUCUCGGUUCACUGAGAAACCAUCUUCUUCCCAUUGGAACUACUAUUUAUUUCUUUAGUAUGCUUUGGUAUGGAUUUACCAAUACCAACUUGGCUAUUACAUCCAUUCCUCCCGUGCCCAGCAUGUUUGUUGGCUUGGGUGUUAUCUUUAUUUGGUCAGACAAGCUUCAAUACCUCAACGAAAAUUAUGGUUCCGCUUGCUACAGUGCAUUUGGUUUCCUGCAAGCAUUCCAGUUUUUUGUUGGGUUCCUCAUCACAUUUAUUGCACCUGUUGCCGUUGACCUUAUUGGUUGUCCUGUUAUUGGAAUGGUGUCCUGGUUGUUGUCUAUUCCUGUAGGCGUUUCCUCCCUGGCGCUUCAACGUUUCCGUUAUUUGGGAGCUUAAGCUUCGAGCAUGUCAUUACGCGCUAAUCCAUCCCUUCGUUUACUGCGCGUACGUCUUCUCUUUGCUAACUUGUCCUUUCUUCGUGCAUUGACUUUCCCAUUCCUCGCCCCUCAUAUCUUCGUUAACCAUUCGUUAAAUCUAUGUUUGGACAAAAAUAAAAAUACAUUACUCCUAUCUUGCAUCUAAGUCUUCUAUACCGUAGUAUUCCGUCAACAAGUCGGCUUCGGCUUUUCACAUUGGAC